Molecule: messenger RNA, 1845 nt
Organism: Oreochromis aureus
Lineage: Eukaryota; Metazoa; Chordata; Actinopteri; Cichliformes; Cichlidae
Gene: spata18
Product: spermatogenesis associated 18
Exons: 12
Coding region: 291-1772 (493 amino acids)
Biological process (GO): mitophagy by internal vacuole formation; mitochondrial protein catabolic process
Cellular component (GO): mitochondrial outer membrane
Source: RefSeq, a predicted model, not a curated record
ACAAUCGUAUUUACAUCUGGGGGGAGACCACAGUCUGCAGAGUCCUGGCUGAGACAGGAGUCAUUUAUUUAAAACCCUGCGUUGAUUCGUUGCUCCCUUCGUCUCCUCAAUCGGUUGCCACAACUGAAGGCGGCGCUUGGCAUUCGUGUCGCAGGUGCAGAAAGCUGCCGGUCCAGGAAUUUUUACUACACUCCUCGUUAAGACGGACCCCCUUCCGCCUGCUGCUGCUGCUGCUGCUGCAGGCCUCCUCCUGGGGCAUUUUUAAAACCUCCCGAGGAUUGUGGAUCGACAUGGCUGAUACUUUAAGGAGAUUGACCAACACAUCUUCAUUCAGCGUCUUACAGGACAAGCUCGAGAGUUGGCACAAAGACUACCAUGUGAUUUCUUGUGACCAGAAUCUGAACAGAUGUUGUGAGCUGAUUGAAAUCACUGCCAAAAUCCAGGGCCAACUGUUUGCCAUCCUCAACCUUACAGCUGCAGAAGGUGGACACUAUGCCGGAGUGGACACUCUGAAAACACGACUACUACCAUGGCUCGGAUCCUGUUUCUCAAUGGCGAGGCCCUCAGUCAGUGAUGACACCAGUCUACAGCUCAUCCAGGAUUCAGCAGAGAAGGACAGAAAGAUCAGGGAGCUCUCUGCCUCCCAUGAGAAUGAUUUGCAGAAGCUGGAGACUCAGCUGUGCUCCGCUCAGCUACAGUUGGAGUCGGUCAGAGCAGAGCUGCUUGAUGCUCAGAAGGAACUGGAUGAGACAAAGAGCAAGUCUACAACCACCUUUCUGGCCACUGAAGAUGAAAUAUUACAACUGAAAGCUGAUUUGAGAUCCGCUCAUGAGCAGGUGGACAUUUAUAAGAGAAAGCUGGAAGCUCUCGAUGACUAUGAGCGGCAGAUUCGCCUGUUGAGAGAUGAAGUGUCUUACCUGAGCACAGAGAAAGCCAUGCUGCAAGAGAGGUUGGUGAGGAGUCGUUCUCCGAGCCCUUUGUCCCGGCACAGCCGCUCUUCCAGCCCCGGAAGGAGUGAGUCACCCACCCGAGCCCAGCUCACAAACUCCUCCCGCCACGCCCGCCUUGUGUCGCGCUUCAAUGACCUGUAUGCUGUGGAGCGUCUGGACGCCCAGGCCCUGCUUCGCCGCUACAUUUCUGACUUGGAGAUGGUCCAGAGAAUAAUCUUUAUUGCAGUUGUGGAAUCCUUCAAGACAGCAAAACUGGCUUACCGUCAGUUCAAGCUACGAGUCAGAAAGACACUGUCCACAUCUCACUUUGGGCCGGAAAGUCUAGAAGAUGCAGCUGUGGACUACAUCGUCAGAAACCUGGACCUUUAUGAUGUUCAGACCAGCGUCAAUGAUGUCAUCAAUGCUAUGAAUGUGAACCCUCGGAUCUCCUUCCCGCCAGAGGUGGACUUUGUCCUCAUUAGUUCGUUGAUCAGAGAAGCAUGCAGAGUGGCCUUCGCCAUGCAGACACUGGACCCUCCACUGGACUUGGGCUUUGCCACUGAUGGAGAACUAUACAAUGACAUCAAGUAUCGGCGCAGCUACGACUCUGAGUUCACUGCUCCUCUGGUGAUGUACCAUGUGUGGCCAGCCUUAAUGGAAGGAAACACUGUAAUAGUGAAGGGCGAGGCUGUGACUAGAAGUGGUGCUCUGUGGAGCCGAAGCCGCAGCAGAAGCAGUAGUACCAGCCCUGUGCGCUCUCGCUCUCUCAGCCCAACUCGCAGCCUUGCAUUUAACAGCAGAAGAAGCCUGUCUCCUGGACGUCUCAGAGCUAGCCACCUGUGACAUUUGGCCACAUGUGCUGAAAGUCAAAUGCAUGGUCACACUUGUGCUUCUACCAAAUAAACGGUGAACUGUU